Molecule: messenger RNA, 2277 nt
Organism: Lactuca virosa
Lineage: Eukaryota; Viridiplantae; Streptophyta; Magnoliopsida; Asterales; Asteraceae
Source: the annotation of a GenBank genome assembly
AGAAUCACGCUGCAAAUCAAACACCAUGAGCCUGGUUUUAAACUUUAAACGUAGACUUGGACUUGACAUUUAUAUCCCAUCCCAUCCAUCCAUUCAUCGCCAUAGCCUUUAGUAACUGUAAACAAAGCUUAGCCUCUCUCUCUCAUCUCGCUUUUACAAUUAAUGCAACUGUCCAUCAACCAGCAAUGCUUUCCCCUCUUCUACUUCUUUUUUCAACACCCAGAUCGUAAUCGUUCACAAAGGUACCUCUUUCCUCCCAAAAUUUCAUCUUUUUCUUACCUGUUUUUCGUAGUUUAAGUUGAUUUGAAAUCCCCUUCCCUUUUUGUGAAAAGCGGAUUCUUAUUUCGCUGAAUUUGUAUCAUUUCAGUAGUUUAAUCGGUGUAUAUGACCUGGGUUUCUUAAUUUACGCUUUAAUUGUAGUGGGUUUUCGAUCAAAUAUGAAUUUGAGCUGCUUUCUGUGUGUUAGAAGGUGUACAGAAAUGGAAAAGUCGAUAGCUUCUUUUACUUGAAGUGAUUCAUGCUUUAAUUUAUGCCCGAUUUGGUGCUAACUUUUGUAUGUUCAAUGGAAAGAUCUGUCGAUUGUUCGAGUUUAUUCUCUCGUUUUUUUUCCUAAAGCGUUGCACUCAAAAAACUUGAUUUUGUAUGGUGGAAAUACAUUUGAAAGAGGGGAGAAGCGUGACAAGAUUGAAUUUUGAAGUUUCUGACUUUUGACCAAGUUUUCCGAAUCUUUAUCUAAAUUCACAACAAGUUUUUGCUUCUUUUGUUGACUGGAUUUCGAAAGAUUGAAAAUGGGGUGUUGUGCCUCCACGGGUAGUAGGGGUAGUGGUGGAAAAAAGAGAACAAGAAGAACAUUUUCCGAUCAUGUGAGUGCCUUUCACCACACUUCUUCUGUACCCAAUAGGAUUUUUGCAAAUGGGAAGAGCCGAAGUUCUUGCAUUUUUACUCAACAAGGUCGUAAGGGAAUAAACCAAGAUGCAAUGAUCGUGUGGGAGGAUUUUAUGGCGGAGGAUGUGACAUUUUGUGGGGUAUUUGAUGGGCAUGGGCCCCACGGACAUCUUGUUGCGCGUAAAGUUCGUGAUACGUUACCCGUAAAGUUGUUUUCGUUUCUUGAUUCAUAUGAAUCAAAGAAAAAAGGGUCUACUACUUCUAUUUGUUGCAAUGGGGAAAAUCAUGGAUUAGAGGCGGAUGAUUGUGAGGAGGAAAAACCGGAGUUAUUAUGGAGAGAAGCUUUUUUAAAAUCUUAUAAAGCAAUGGAUAAAGAGUUAAAGUCUCAUCCCAAUUUGGAUUGUUUUUGUAGUGGAAGCACCGCUGUGACAAUCGUUAAACAGGGAUUGAAUCUUUUUAUGGGAAGCAUCGGAGAUUCACGUGCCAUCAUGGCAUCUAAAGAUACCAACGAUUCACUCGUAGCAAUUCAGUUGACCAUUGACCUAAAGCCCGAUCUUCCAAGAGAGGCCGAAAGGAUUAAAAAAUGUAAAGGGAGAGUUUUUGCAUUACAAGAUGAACCGGAGGUCCCGAGAGUUUGGUUACCAUUUGAUGAUGCACCGGGGCUAGCAAUGGCACGAGCUUUUGGAGAUUUUUGUUUGAAGGAAUAUGGAGUCAUAUCAAUUCCUGAAGUCUCUCAUAGGAUUCUUACAGAAAGUGAUAAGUUCAUUGUUCUUGCUUCCGAUGGGAUUUGGGAUGUUUUGAGCAACGAACAAGUGAUUGAAAUCGUAUCCACAUCUCCAACUCGGUCAACAGCUGCCCGGAUGCUGGUUGACUCAGCUGCCCGUGAAUGGAAAUCCAAAUACCCGACAUCCAAAAUGGACGAUUGUGCGGUUGUAUGUUUGUUCUUAGAUGGAAAAAUGGAUUCAGAAUCCGAUAAUGAAGAACACGGUUUCUCUUCCGCCACACUCCAAAGUAAUGCUGGUGAAUCGGAUGAUGGUCAGAAUCCUGAACCCGUUUUGCAAAGAAAUUUCACAGUGAGAUCGGCGGAAGAGAGUAGAAAAGACCAAAACGACGUAGUUUUGGAAGGGAAUGGGGAAACUGAAACGGGUGUGGUUGAAGAUCAGAACUGGUCGGGUUUGGAAGGGGUCACGCGAGUCAACUCGCUUGUUCAACUUCCGAGAUUUUCAGAGGAGCAAUCAAGGACUUAAAAAAUAUUUCUUUCUUAAUGUUAGUUAUGAUUUGAUUUUGUGUUUUUUGGGAAGUUGGAAAAUGUAUAAUAUUUUCGCUAGGGUUGUUGGCAUUGCGUGGGAUGUGGAUUAUUUUAUCAUAUAAAAGAGUUUUCAAAUUCGUGCU